GGGCCGAUUUGGUUGUGCGCGGGCAGAUUUUUAAAAAGAAAAAUGGCGGAUAUUAAUUCUGUAAAGCAAUCGGAAAGCAGCUGCGACAGCUCUGCUGAACGCCAGAAGAAGGUCCACCAAGAAGAAAACCCUCAGCAAGGACUCAAAAGACUUUGCCCUGGGAGUCCAAGCCCAGCAGCUCCUCACCCCAAAUCUCCCCACAGACACACUCCUGCCUCCACCACCACCAAUACCCAGAUGUCAGAAACAACAGAGGUACAGAUGGAGCCAGCUCUGGAGCUGUGUUCUGGAGGAGAGGGGCAGGGAAGGGACCCUGAGGGGGGUGUUUUGAAGCUGGCAGUCGAGAAAUUACAAGACUCACUGAGCACAACACCCAACGCCAGUUUAGAGUCACUUCAGACACAAGUGGAGGCUGUACAGAAGGGGUGGUGUUGCCUUGCCAAAGACCUACGCAGUGAGCCUCCGUGUCAGCAACCUCCCACUAGCACAGCCAGUGACACUGCAAUGCAGAAUACCAUGGAGCAGAAAAGGAAGGCUAUACACAGGCUGCAGGCUGAGAGUGCAUCUUGGGAGUCCCUGUUAGACAAGCACCGGAGUAAAGCUGAAGAAUUGGCCAGGCGAGUGGAGCAGGGCCAGGAGAAGGGGGUGACGUUAGACCCUAGCUGCCUGGCCCAGUCCUCACAGAGCCAGCUCCUCCAGAACAAACCUGAUUACCACAGCCUGCUCUGCAGACAGCAGCCCAUACUGUCCACCAUGGACAUGGUGAUUGACACCCAGAGUAAGAUGAUCAGGGAGCUGCUGUCCAUACAGGAACAGUCUCAGGCACUGGUGAAGGAGACAAGCAGCAGAUUGGUGGCUGAUGCGGGAUUCCAGGAUCUCCUCUCUGACCCGGUCAGGGAUCUACUGGCAGGACCCGUGUCCUCUGUAUCAACCAACGCAUCAUCCACCGUAUCAUACUAGUACCUCUUUCUUAGGGUUGUCACAAUACAGUGUCACGAUACUACCAUACUUGAUUUGUCAUGACAAAAAAAGAAAAGACUAAUCAGACUGAAUUUCUGGCUUUGUACAAGCAGGACAAAGCACACCUUUAAUAGCACAGAUUGUAUUGUGACCUAUGGUCUCGUCCAGGUUCACUCAAUGAAUGACCAAUAGGAGAAAGAUCAGUCUGUUUUUUUCUCAGUGUUUCCAGGAUUUAUGUCAUGUCUUAACUCUGUACCCAUGGCUCCCUAAUUUAGCUGUUCUCUGUGGUGCCUUGUGGGGUUGUUUGUAAAUAAUAGUCUCUCUGGUAUAUUCCUUCAUGGGAUGAAUGUGGAUUCUUUCUGAUAUAACUUUAUAUCUAUUCUAAUUCUAUUCCACCACUAUACUAGGGAAUUCUCCCAAAUGGCACCCUAUUCCUUAUAUAGUGCACUACCUUUGACCAGAGUGCUAUGGGCCCUGGUCAAAAGUAUUACUCUAUAUAGGUUAUAGGGUGCCAUUUGGGACGGACCCCAGCUCUCCCUACAGAAUGUAUGCUGUUGGCCACCAGAGGGCGAAAUCACCCUAUUAUUUAAGUAGUUUAUUUUCUUGUGUAUGAUUUCUACAUUAUUAUUAUUAUUAUUAGCAGUAAUUAUCUGAAUUUGUCUUGUCCUUUCUGACCAUUGAAUCAGUUGGUUUAAAACCAGGUCCAAUCCUGUAUUUGAUUUUAACCCUUCAUAAAUAAAGAAAUAUGAAAUGUUA
Molecule: messenger RNA, 1716 nt
Organism: Coregonus clupeaformis (lake whitefish)
Lineage: Eukaryota; Metazoa; Chordata; Actinopteri; Salmoniformes; Salmonidae
Exons: 10
Coding region: 43-960 (305 amino acids)
Biological process (GO): mitotic sister chromatid segregation; cell division
Cellular component (GO): MIS12/MIND type complex
Source: RefSeq, a predicted model, not a curated record